UAUUGCCUUUCAUUUCAUUUUUUGGGUAAACAUAAACAUAGGCUAGAGUCACAUGUAGAAUAGAGAUACCAAUAGAAUUGAAUGGAAGAAAGGUGAAUCAUUAUUAGUAUUGAUGCAUGAUAGGAGGAAUAGGAUAAAUACCAUUGUGAGGCAAAAGUUUGUGUUUUCCGUAGGCAGUUUUUUGCAACAAGAAAGGGAAAGGUUAAUUGGCUUUUGGGCAUUUAAGGUUUGAAUGGAAAUGCGUAUACAGUUGUGAAGAGAAAGGGUUCUUUUAAAAGUUCCAAUAGGGGGACACGGCGCGGCACACUUUUUUCUGAGGUCUCAACGGUCUCUCAACUCACUGCAACCCUUCGCUCACGCCUGAUCCGAUUAGUGCAAUGAUAGUCGGAUGGUUGUGUUGUGUGCCAUAACUGCCAAUUAUUAUUGCAAAUCAAUAGUGUAUAACCGUUGAAGUAAAUUAAUUAAGAUUUCUUCUGUUCUCCCACUUUUCUCCAUAUCUUCAUAUUAUUUUGAAGACUUAAAAGCAGAUAGUAGUUGAUAUCAAAUUGCUGCAAACUUGAGGUAGCCAUUACUUGGUUGACUGGAUGAAAUUGACUAAUAUGCUUCCAGUGGUUCAAUAAUCCUGAAAUUGAAACAUGAAAAUACCGUAAAGCAAUUUUCUGAACUCUUUACCUUUGGGGCUCUGUAGCAAUACACAGCAUUCUUCUUUUCCGAAUUUGAUUCAGGUGAUAAUGUUAAUACAAAGUUCUGUUCUUAGUUCAGUUGAAGCUGGUUUAUGUUAUGUAUCUGAUGAUGGGAAAGAUUUUCUAUGUGACCGGAUGCCUAGUGGUGAAAGUUUGCAGGUUUGUCUGAAAUGCAAUAAGUACCAUGUUGACUGGUGUAGGAAAGCUGAACCAAUGGAAGAGGAUAGAAGGAAUGCUGAUGAUCCUUACAGCUCAAACUUUCUAAGAAGUUCUGGUCAACCAUCAACUGCAAGUAUAAUGACUGAAAGUACUGCACCUAAUUUGAUGGUAUACAGGAGAAAAAAGCUACGCAAGGGAAUUGCCUCUCUUUUCAAGCUAGGGCCAACUGAUGUGCAGACAAGUGCCAAUUUCCCUUCAGUCAUAAGUUCCUCUCUGCAUUUAUCAUCAGGUGAGGAUCAAACAGCAGGCUUUCAAGUUAAGCAUCAAGGUGAAAUGGUAAAAGAUCCUUCUAUGCCUUCUGUUUUUCUUGAUAGAGUAGCCAAAUAUACGACAAAGAAAAACUUAGGUAUUGACAGUGUAAACGGUAGCUGCUCCUCUUCAAAGUCAAACAUGGUGCUUGUUUCAGAUUCCUUAGAAACUGAGAUGGAUGAAACUGGUGAAUGCUCCUCUUCCAGUGUAAUAGUUAUGGAUAUCACAAAGGAAAAUUUAACAGAAAAGGAUUUCUGCAUUAAUAUUUUGAGAAGCUAUGGACUUCUUAGAGGAGAUACUCUUACAGAUAAUGUGGUUUCCGUUGAAGAUGCUGUUACAACUAGUAAUAACUGCUGUUCCAGGUCAUGCAAAAUAUGUGGUCAUUUGGAUAGCUCAUUGAACAUGCUUUUAUGUGAUAGUUGUGAAGAUUCAUAUCAUCCAUCUUGCUAUAAUCGACGUUUGAAAAAAUUACCAAUUGAUGAGUGGUUUUGUCAUUCAUGUCAUGAUAAAAGGCAGAAAAUUCUUAUGGAGACAUUUAUCAAAUCACCAGGUAUCAACAGUGAAAUGGGGAAAUGUAGAACUACCUCAAUUACGGCUGAAAUGAAUCCCAUACUGUUGAUGUUGAGAGACACUGAGCCAUAUAUGACUGGUGUGCGAGUUGGUAAAGGUUUUCAGGCUGAAGUACUUGACUGGUCAGGCCCAGUAAAAAGUGAUGAAUAUGACAUUCCAGGACCAUUGGAAAUUACUCCUUCAGAAUUUUAUAGACUGCAGGAAGAGAAUACGAGAAAUCCAACUAGACUCAGUUCCAUUGGCAAUUGGCUUCAAUGCCAGGAGGUUAUAGAUAGAACCAGCAGGACAAUAUGCGGAAAAUGGCGCAGGGCUCCCCUUUUUGAAGUGCAAACCGAUGAAUGGGAGUGCUUCUGUGCUGUUCAUUGGGAUCCAUCUCAUGCUGAUUGUGCUGUACCUCAGGAGGUGGAGACAGAUCAAGUUCUGAAGCAACUGAAGUAUAUAGAAAUGCUGAGGCCCCGACUUGCUGCUAAACAGAGAAAAUCAGAUUGCACAAAUAAUGGUGAUUGAAGAUUCCAUAGUGGUGAGAAAUCUGGGUUCUUUUUUUGUGUGUAUAUUGAACAACCUGGUCACCCAACCCAAAUUGUAUAUGUUCCAUGUCAUCCAGUGCCAUUUUGUUUUUAUGGCAUGGCAAAAGAUAUGGAACAAUAUUGUGAUCCGGCUUACUAGAUUUUAUCCCAAUUUUUUAGGUUAUAGCUUCUAUUUGGUAGAAAUGUGAACAAAUAUAUAGCUUGGGUGGGGGGUCAUUUUGCCUAUUAUGAUGGAAGCCAUCGCCUCCUGCAUGCUCCAUUCAUGCCCAACUUUCGAGCAAUUAAGUACAUGAAAGGUUUAUCAUAUCUACCCUUUUUCAAACC
Cicer arietinum (chickpea) is the source of this 2572-nucleotide messenger RNA. RefSeq lists its product as uncharacterized. The record is from RefSeq and is a predicted model, not a curated record. Gene Ontology annotation, molecular function: zinc ion binding; DNA binding. NCBI's taxonomy places the organism in Eukaryota, Viridiplantae, Streptophyta, Magnoliopsida, Fabales, Fabaceae. Gene Ontology annotation, cellular component: CHRAC; nuclear chromosome. Gene Ontology annotation, biological process: chromatin remodeling; regulation of DNA-templated transcription; positive regulation of DNA replication.